AUGAAACCAGAAGGUAAACAGCUGAAGGUAAACUUUGAUGCAGCAUUAAAAGAGUCUACAAAGAAGCUGGGCCUUGGGGUGAUCAUAAGCGAUUGUAGAGGGGAAGUUUUUGCUGCAGCAAGUUUAAGAAGAACAUUGAGCUAUGGGGCCUAUGGGGCUGAAUGCACUGCUUUGUGGGAAGCUAUGAUUCUAUGUGAAGAACUGGGAAUAGGCGAGGUCAUCUUUGAAGGUGAUGCAAAAAUUGUUAUAGAUGCAGUUAGUAGUGGGGAGAGAGAUGACUCUAGCCUUGGUCACCUGGUAGAGAACUUGCAGCAGAAACUGAAUUCACAUUCAAGGUGGAAGUUAGCUUUUAUCCAUAGGGAAGGAAAUGAAGUAGCCCAUCAAUUAGCUAAACUAGCUUUACAUGGGGAAAAUGAUAUGUACUGGGUAGAGGAAGGCCCUGAGGCCAUUACAAGUCAAUUGAGUAUAGACAAAAUGUAUACCGAACUUGUUACUAUAUGA
Molecule: messenger RNA, 501 nt
Organism: Juglans regia (Persian walnut)
Lineage: Eukaryota; Viridiplantae; Streptophyta; Magnoliopsida; Fagales; Juglandaceae
Exons: 1
Coding region: 1-501 (166 amino acids)
Molecular function (GO): nucleic acid binding; RNA-DNA hybrid ribonuclease activity
Source: RefSeq, a predicted model, not a curated record